Messenger RNA from Alosa sapidissima (American shad), 3665 nucleotides. RefSeq names its product tropomyosin-1, isoforms 33/34-like. The transcript has 20 exons. NCBI's taxonomy places the organism in Eukaryota, Metazoa, Chordata, Actinopteri, Clupeiformes, Clupeidae. The record is from RefSeq and is a predicted model, not a curated record. Bases 339 to 3617 code for a protein of 1092 amino acids.
GGCGUAAAAUAUACAGUGAAUUGUAUAUUUCAAUAGGCUUGGUGUGCACUUUGGUCAGUCUUUCCUACUCCGUGUGAACCACAGAUGCCCGCCCGCGUGAACAGAAUACUGUGAAGAGAUGCUAAUGAGUAACUCAGCAACUUCGCCCUACCUCAAGUUAUCUCCGUUUUGUAAUAUUAUUUUAUGACUGUAACGUUAAUGGAAGUGAUCUACUCGGAAUGAAGCUAGUACUGUACUACAUCAGCGUACAUUUGCUCUAUAUUAUAAACACCGUUUCAAUAACAUAACAGGCAAAUACAGCUGAGUUGUUUUGAAUGAAAUCCUUAACACACACCUAAAUGGAUCUGAAAACGAAUUCAGACACAAGUCACCUGGGUUCCAUGGAGACAGACGAUGGCAUUAUUUCAGUUCAAAUCCUAGAAUUUAAAACAAGUCUUCUGGAUGUGGUACAAGAGCUGCACAUUAGGAGGGAUGCGGAAACUCGAUAUGAGGAACAGAUCAAUAAACUGGUCCUGGAGAAGCAAGAAUUGGAGUGGCAAAAGGAAUCUGUCCAGCACCAGAUCAGCUCAGUGACCAAUCAGCAUAAUGAGGCUCUUGAUACUGUGAAGAAAAGGUUUCAGGCCCAAAUUGGAAGCCUGGAGGAAGAUAAGGGAAGGCACCAGCUCACAGCCGAGUUGAGAGAAAAGGAGAUGAUCAGUCUUAAGGAGGAGCUCAAAACAUUGCAGCUGUGCAAGUACAGUAUGGAGAAGAAGUUGAGCGAACUGUCCCAGGAGCAGAAGCUUGAGCUGCAGACAGAGAGUAAAGACGGCCACCUGAAGCAGCUGGGGGAGGUAGAGCAGCGCUUCGGGACGGUGUCGCGCCAGUGUACCAUCCUCAAGCAGGCCCACGACAGACUGCAGCAGAACGUGGAAGAGGCCAUCAAAAUCAACAAGAAGAUUACUACUGUGAAUAAAAGUCAAGAAUCAAAAAUAAAUACAUUAACCCAGGAUGUGAAGAGGCUGCAGGGCGAGCUGAUCAAGGCGAGGGUGUCGUCUGCGUACCAGUCGGGAGAGGAGAGCUCCAGCCUCCGAGAGCGCGAGCGGCAGAUCCAGCAGCUUCAGCAGCGGCUGCAGAUGGAAAUGGAGCUGAACAGCAAACUUCAGUAUGAGAAUGAUGCUGCUCACUUGGAAAAACAGGGAGUGAUGAACUCCCUGCAGCAGGCCCAGCAGUUGGUGCACACACAGACCCUGGCUCUCAGUCGAUCUGAGGCGGAGCUCCUCACUCAGAGAGAGGAGUAUCAGGCCCUUAAAAGACAGCACGAGCUGGUUCUGGAAGAAGCCAAGGGGAAGGAGGAAGGAUUUGGUCGUCUGAAGGAGGAGUGCAAGAAUGACAACAUCCUGUGGGAAAUAGAGAAACAGGCGCUGCAGCAGCAGAUCCAGAGCCAGGAGGAGGAGCUGCGCUCAGUGAAGGAGGCCUAUGAGCAUCUCCACCACAAGCACAAGCAGCUCUCCGCCGCCAGGCUACAGGCUGACCACAGACACAGCCUGGAGUAUGGACCGAUGUACAGCACAGAUGGAGACAGCGAGGUUGCUGAUGGCCAGCAGCCAACAGAUGCACACAGUAAACGUGUAUCCUCUGACGAGCAGAUUGAUCCUGUCAGGGCAGAACAAAACUGUACACAAGGGAAUGACACUACAAAUUCUGAAGCUGAGCCAGAUAAAAUCAUUGAAGCCGCUGAGGCUCAGGAGAUGGCAGCAGACAGCUUUCCUUCCAGGCCACACUCGGACUUUCAUGUCGAGACUCAGCCUGCCCAAGCUGAUACACCACCACCUCACCACCCGGAUGCGGAAGAAAACAGACAGAGUUGCCCCCUUGACCAUUCGGGACUCGGACAGACAGGAAGUCCCGUUGCCCCAGUUCUGCCCAAAUCUGUUGCCAAAGAUGGAUCGGAUGAUCCAGUGGUAAGCGAGCCAACAAAUCCCAACGUCAACCAAGCCCCUGGCCUCUAUGAGCACAAUCAGUCCAGCGCCUCACUGAAUGUUGAUGAGCUGCCUGUGGCAGACAAAAGCAGCAGUGACAGCAGCAGUAGAGGUAUGGUCCACUGGAGUGGAGAGCUAUCUGUAGCUGAGACCAGCUCUGUUUAUGGUGCUGAGAAUGACCCUGUGGCUGGAGGGAAGGGGGAGGUGGGAGUGCAGCAGACUCUGUGUACCCCUGAGGCAAGACAUCCCCAGUCACCAGAUAAGGGCUCAGACAGUCAGGCAGUCGCUCCAGCACAGGGCCCGGUCUGCACAGAGACCCAGCCCCAGACACCAGCGGCAGAAGCCGCGCCACACAAUGCUUCCACCUCCCAAACAGCAGGUGAGUGUGAAACCGUUGCCUCAGCCCCUGAAACAGAUCAGGCACGUCAGUUUACCGGUGAUGGGCCUAUCAAGGUUGCCGCUUCCGCACAGCUGGACAACAACAGCGCUGAUAUUCCCCAAGGUCUACACACACCCAUCUCACAAUCACAGCAGCCAGCUGAGCCAAGCUCCUCACAAUGUCUGGACCAACCACAGAAUGACCUCUCCCAUCUUGCUCUGCAGUCUAGAGAUGACCUGAGCAGCUGUGUCCCAGAGGCAAAACAUCUCCAUAUCCAGAAUGAAGAAUGCUUACCUGUGACUAGAGAGAAAGUGGAAGCAGUCCAAGGGGUCAACCCUGAGAAGCAUGUUCCAGCUGUAACCGCAGACGCUAAAUGCAGCUAUGUCUCCGCUAACAUGGGCUCCCCUGAAUUAUUCCCUCCAACAUCCUCUGCCGUGGAAGCAGACCCACCACAAGUAGCCAGGCCCUCUGAAGAAACGCGUUCCAGUGACGGCCAAGAGCACCAGGGCAGCAUUCCUGCAGACGCUCAAGUCACACCUCAGACGUCAAACGCUGAAGCGGAGGGUGACGAGAGGUCACCUUUUCGAGCGGCGGACCAUCGAGGUGCCCCGGGGACAAAGCCGCACAGGUCCUCCUUUGUGUGGGGGGGUGCGCUGCCUAAAAGCCCGCCGCUGCUGAUGGGUUCACACGGCGCGGAGGGCUCUCCCGGUGACACCCAGGGCAGUGCUGUCUGCACCGUGUCCACGGCAGCUCCGGGGCCUGCCGUGUCAGAGCACAGAUCCACAACACCACACUGGAGAUUCCUGGAAGUUCCCUCCACCCUCUCAGCCCCUAUCUUUCAGCAAGACAGACUUAACAAAAGAGAUUCAGCAGCUAAUGCAAGAAGUGCAGGAGGGUCAGAUGGCUGUGGCAUCCACCCAGGCCACAAACGAGACCAGCAGGAGACCUGGAAUGUCAUCAGACAGAGCCUCAGUGAGAUGGCCGUGGGGAUGGAGAGCAGAGUGUCCAUCGCCUUCAGCGCCCCAGCGAGUGGCACGCCAGCGGCAGCACCUCUCCCCGGGGGUAAUCGUUUGCGACAGGAUUGUCCUCCCUCCAGAUCCCUCAUCCACCCACGCCAUCAGAGCCUCACAACGACGCAGAGCUCGCAGGCCAAACAAGAGUGGCCGAGUGACGACAUCCGAGCCCAGAUAGCAAAGAUUGAGCAGUUUUUGAGCUCAGAGGGGGUGCCAUCAGUCCAGGCCAACAUCUGCUCCAGACAUUGUCUUCUCCUCUUAUCGUGAUCCGUGAAGAGGCUCACUUCCGUCACAUCCAGGUUGGCUGAUUGACAG